Molecule: messenger RNA, 1581 nt
Organism: Prionailurus viverrinus (fishing cat)
Lineage: Eukaryota; Metazoa; Chordata; Mammalia; Carnivora; Felidae
Gene: REELD1
Product: reeler domain containing 1
Exons: 6
Coding region: 1-1581 (526 amino acids)
Molecular function (GO): oxidoreductase activity, acting on metal ions
Source: RefSeq, a predicted model, not a curated record
AUGAGGGUCCCCGCUGCCCUCACAGGCUGGGCUUGUGCAGCUCUCUGCCUGGCUUCCUGCUCAACUGCCUUUUCUCAUGGUGCCGGCUCAGUGGCCUGUCAGGACAUGCAGCCCAAGCACCUUCAAGCCCAGCCUCAGAACCCCGGCACACACCACAUCACCAUUCACACAAGCAGAUCUUCCUACUUACCGGGAGACAUCGUUCCAGUGACCGUGAGAAGCAGUCGGGAUUUCAUGGGAUUUCUACUACAGGCUCGAAGAGUCUCUGAUCAUCAAAUAGCUGGCACUUUUGUUUCCAUCCCUCCUCAUUCCAAACCGAUGGCUUGUUUUCAAGAGGCUGACACAGUCACCCACUCUGACAAGUCCCGGAAGAGAAACCUGGCCUUCGAGUGGCAGGCUCCUGCCCAGCCUGUGGGGGAUAUUAGAUUCCUUUUAUCAGUGGUCCAGUCAUAUUUCGUUUACUGGGAGAGGAUUGAAUCCCCUGUGAUGUCUCAACAGACACGCAACAGAGCCCAUCGUGAUGGCCCCGUGCAGCCCAGCUCACCGAUGCCAACCCCUGGGUGGAGGCCAGAGGGAACGGAAGGAAUCGCCCCAGCUCCCAGUCCCCCCACCACUCUUCCCCAGCAACGUGCAGACAUCUUUGCUGUUGCCCUAACUGGAGCUACAGAGGAGAACAGCUUAGAUUCUUCUCCUGCCAGUUUUUGGGUGAUGGAAUUUCCUGGGGGCACAGAGACUCUGUUGCAAUCAUCCUCACACACAGCUACUGCAAUCAGCAAUGGCCAGCAACCCAGAGGGGACAGCAGCCCAACCCUAGAACCAUCCUUGGAUGUCCGUGGGCUGGAGAGACUCAUGGCUCCUGGGAGAUUCUCCUCAGAGGGCAUUGCUUCCAGCUCUAGCACCUACUUCAGGACUCAGGAUGAUCCAAGCUUUGGUUCAUUGGAAACUUGCCUGCCCUCGGAUAGGGAUGAACAGGACAAGAUGGAAUCCUCUAAUAGGACUGUGAUGAGGUCCCAUCUGUCCACUGUCCAUCUUACCUAUCCUCGGCAUUUCUGGUCCUCUGAAACAUUCACUGGGAGUGAGGCUAGGGCAGCCACCUCAACCCCUGUCUUCCACACUUCUGCCACUUCUAGGCCACCUGCUGCAGGCAGCCAGUCAGAAGCAUCUAGGCCUUCUGCCAGCUUCUUACCUCAGUCAAAGUACAAGGAGCCCAGAGUGGGGGAGGGAAAUGGAAGGGGCAGAGGGGGAUACCCCAGGAAGCCCAACCCAAGGCCUGAGGUUGAGCAAGAGGGACACAGUGCCCCUUUGGGGCUCCAGCUCAGGACUUCCCAGCUGGGAAUCCUGCUUUGCCUUUCAGCCACCUUGGGCAUGGCCCUGGCUGCUGGCCUUCGCUACCUGCAUGCCCAAUAUUGCCACACUCAGACGGAAGUAUCCUUCAGUGAGCCUGCUGGGGAUGCUAUUACCAGCAGCGACGGAGGCGAGACUGUGCAUGUCAGGAAGAUCGGGGAAAACAGUUUUGUUUCAGUUGAAGUGGAAUACAACUGGAUCACUUCCUCUGUGGGUAGUGAGAAAACAGUCCUCUGA